UCAUAUUUCUGCAUCAUUGACUGGUUUUUUUGGGUCUUUGGAAUACCUGUUUGGAACUCUGAGCCUAUUAGGUGGGUGUUUUCUGAGCACAUUAAAAAAGGUUCCCUUUUAUGGAAGUGCUUCUGCUUUUUUCCUCCUCUCAUCAUAAAAUCAAAUAAAAUAAUCAUAUAAUUAAAAUCCUCCAUCUUUGUUAUCUGAUUCCUCUGUUUCAAAACUGGACCGUGGUGGUCAUGAUUCCUUCUACAGUUUUUGUCUCAUGUGCUUAAAUUCCAAACUGAAGGAAAAAAGAAAAAGAUAAAAAAAAAACAAAGUACCAAAUGUUUCUUCACAUUUAUGGGUUCUCAGUUAGACAAAAAAACUUAUGAAUGAUAAAGAAUUCUUGCUCUUUCUCAUAGUCAUGAUCAUGAUCUUCUUCUUCUUUUUCAUGUUUUGAUGCAGAGACGGUUCUGAUUGGAUAGAAUUUUCUGGUCUGUAAAAGCAUGGAGGGUGACACAUUUUCAGGGCUUGGCAGUGGUGCCCAGAUUGAUGGCAAGAUUUUACAGAGAUUUCAGAAGAAUUUUGUUCAAGUCCAAAGCAUAUUGGAUCAAAACAAGCUGCUCAUCAGUGAAAUAAACCAAAACCACGAGUCAAAGAUCCCUGACAACCUCAACAGAAAUGUGGGUCUGAUCCGAGAACUAAACAACAAUAUCAGGAGGGUUGUUGACUUAUAUGCUGAUCUUUCAUAUAACUUCACCAGAUCCGUGGAAGUUUCUUCAGAAGGCGAUUCCAGUGGAGCUUUGAAGUCAGAUGGAAAAGCAGGCCAGAAGAGAAACAGGGUUGUUUAAUCCAUAAUUCAUCAUCAUCUUCUCCUUUCUUUGGCGUGGUGAGAGAGAAGAACGAACAACAUUUUCACAUCUCUGUCAAAAAAGGCUAGUACAUCAAUAGAUUUCUCUGUAACUUUUUUCUUGUAUGAUUUAACUAUCUAGUUUUACUUAGUUUCUUGAUCAUCCCUUCCCUCUUUGCAUUUGCUUAGGAAAAAUAAUUGUCAUGAUUCUGUAUUUAAUUGCCUUUUCUGCUGCUCAGCUGUGGAUCUACUUUUGAUGAAAUUAAGCAUCAAGUUCUCAUCUGAUGUCUGGUUUUUGUUCCAACUUAGAUGUCCAGAACAGAACUUUGAAGGAUCCUUUAAGGAUUUAAUGAUAACA
Momordica charantia (bitter melon) is the source of this 1181-nucleotide messenger RNA. The record is from RefSeq and is a predicted model, not a curated record. Lineage: Eukaryota; Viridiplantae; Streptophyta; Magnoliopsida; Cucurbitales; Cucurbitaceae.